AGAUCGAUUGAUUCCCGCCAUUUGAUUAUUGAAAUGUCAACAAGACGAUCUUCCAGACAAACUUCAAAAGAUAGCAAUGGUGACAUGACACAUGAACACAAAAAUGGAGGCGGGAAUCAUGACGUUGAACAAUGGGUGUUUUUGAUUAAUGAUUCAAUAAUAGAGGAAAACCCAAAUGCAGAAGACAAGCCAACAUUCUGUAAACUUCGUCACCCUAAAUCAGAUAAAGGUGCAUUAUUUGUGUUUUCUCACAAUGAGCGAGAUAUCCAUGAAGUCACCUCCUUUAAAGAAGAGUUCCGGUCAUGGUUCAUAGGAAAUCAAGUGCAAAGUGAUGGAUCACUAAUAUUGACGGCUAUAGUAGAUCCUGUAUUUUUAGUGCUGCCUUACCUUAUCAAAGCAGAAAAGACAGGAAAGUUCAUGACUAUUGACCAGAUCGUGACGGAUGAUGACUUUCCAGAAUGCCACCAUCUGUAUAAGACUGCCGGAAUGUCAGAACUUUAUCAAGUGUCGGAUAUGAAGGGUGAUGAUGACUUGAGAGUGUACAGGUUCAACAAGGAGAGGACGCUGUCAUGGUUACAGGGAAAGAUUGACAAGCUGGCAGAUGUCCUGUCCUCUAAGAAUAUAUGUGUGUCUGGAGCCCAAAGUUCUUCCUUUAUCAGGAGCAAACGCUUCUCUACAGCAACAACAGAUGAUUACCGUCGAUUUGCUCAUGGAAUGGUAUGUGACUACUUGUCUGUAGAGCUUGGCCAGGAACUUUUGGUACAUCUUGGUUUACCUGCAGAGGCAGAAAAGACAGAAGCUACAGAACCUCCAGCUAAGCGAAUGAAAACAGAAAAUUCUGGUCCAACAGAAGAUUACAGUCAGGGUAAAAAUAAUGUCAAAGUCAAGGCUGUCAAGAUGAACAAAGCUCAAUCAUUACUCAGCAAAGUGGACAAAUCUGGUAUGAAGAGUAUGUCCAGCUUCUUUUCACCGAAAGCUAAAACCUGAGGAACUUGACUCUGUUUACCUGAAGGGCUCGAACCACAAGUCUUGAUUCUGCAACAGAAGAAUGUGAUUGAGGGAAACAUUUAGAGUUCAUUUACCAACACCUUUGUUAUGCCAGUAUUAUUUAUGCAUUCAAAUUUGAAAAUAAUUGGUGUUCAAAUCUUUAACUUAGAUUUUACAGAAUUUUUUCAUAAAGUGCUGUAAUUUUGAUUGAAAUGACAUGAUUGACAUAAUGCUUUUUAGUGCUCACAUUUGUUAACCAUGGUGUUCCUUGAUAGAAUUGUACAAGUACAUGACCUAAUAUGGUUCAGGGCGCCUUAUUAAGAUUCGUUAUUCUGCAGUUUUAUGAAACAGACUAUACCUUAUAGCAGAAUACCCAAGGUUGUGGAAACGGUUAAAUAUUCAGUGAUAAAUAUAUUCCAGAUCAAGAUAUCUAUUCAUUAUCAUUAUAUAAACAUGACUGGGAUAUUCCUGAAAACUUGUAAAUCUUGCCAGCUUUUGUUCAGAACAGAGAACAUAUGUUCCACCAUUUAUGUUCAAAUGGAACUCUUUUGUGUUCUAUUUAUUGACACAAGUGUGAUUUACCAGAUCAUAUCAGACAUCGUUUUACUUCAUCUUUGACCUAAUAAUUGAUUUACAGUGUCUUUUGCUAGCUUUUUGUUCUUGAAAACAAUAAGUUAAUAACAUAAAUUAAGUCUUUUACUUUAUCUUCAAAUAAAUAUUGUAAGUUAUUUGUAUGUAAUUUGUAUGUGUGUUUAGCAUUAGUUUUUGGCCCACUUUGUUCUGAUAUCUGUAUGAAUAGACAAAAUGUGGCGAAAACUUCCGUUCCAGUUUCUUAAUUUGCUUAAGAAAAUUUGUACACAUAAAGUAGCAAAACAUUGCACAUGGAUUAUUACUUUUGAACACCAUUUUGACACUGAUUUAGUCAAAAAUUUUUUUUUUCUUGGAAAAUAAGGAAGGGGUGCCCUUAUUAGGUUAUAUACGGUAUACAUUUUAUUGUACUAUCUAUGGUUAAUGAUGAACUGACAGCUUUGAUACAGGAAGUUGAAGCUGUGAUAUACAAUCUGCAUUGUAAAUGUGUUCAGAAACAAACCUUAUGAUUGCCAUAUAUCUACAUAUAUAUAAAUAGCUGCAGGAUUUAUGCAUAUUUUAUGUUGUCAAUUUACUUAGAUAUAUAUAAGUAAUUUUCAAUGACACAAUGUUUUAUGUACAAACCUGAAUAUUUUGUGUAACAACUUAAGUGCUUAGUAUGUAUUGUUUUAGUGUCUACAUAUUUUUUGAUUUGAAGAAGUAUAGAGCAAGAAGUUCCUGGGAAAUGUCUAAAAAACCAAAACUGUGGAAGAAUUAUGUGAUACUGAACUACUGCAUUAUAUUCAUCAUCUUUUAAAUAUGAACAGGCAAGUGUAAAUUAAAGUAUAUUCCAAGAUGCACAAAAUAUGAAAUUAUCCCCUCUUUGACUGUACAGUCAUUUAAAUAUAAUUGAAAUCUGUCUGAUUGUCUCCCUUGAACAGCAGAAAUAUUAAGUGAAUAGUCACAAGAGUACUUUUCACGUUUCUGUCAUUAGCUUGGUUAAAUAAUGUGAAAAUUUUCCUAUGCCAUUGAAAAUUUUGUUUGAACAUCUUAAGAAAAAAUCAACAUUCUACAAUUUACAACAUUUAAUUUUUUUUGUAUUUUAAUACUUAUUGACGAAGUAAGACUUCCAUGACGUAAGAAAAAGGCUGAUAUUUUUAGUUUUCAUAUACAAAUUAACAAAAAUAUACAUUUGAUGAAAAAUAGCUACAGCUUCUUUGUGCAUUGGUGUCAACAAAACAGAGCCUUAAGUGUCACCAUAUAUAAAUAAACCUCAUUGUGAAAUGCCCUUCACUGAGUUUUACAAUACCAUUUAAAGUGAAUAUUAUUUCACCACAUUUUGAAAUCAGUGCUAACUGGAAACUUUUCUGAGAAAGUAAUUAGAUUUAAUGUGUAAAUUAGAGCUUUAAGAUAAAGUGUAAAUUGAUAUACCAUAACAAAAUCUGUUCUAAUCUCAAAUUCUCAAUAGAUAUUGAGGUUAACUUUGUCAAUAUCACUUAGGUUUGUUCUUGAAAUAAACUUUUGGUUAUGAAUUCA
Messenger RNA from Pecten maximus, 3090 nucleotides. Its product is annotated as ribonuclease H2 subunit B-like. The coding region runs from base 34 to 987 and encodes 317 amino acids. The transcript has 11 exons. Gene Ontology annotation, cellular component: ribonuclease H2 complex; nucleoplasm. Gene Ontology annotation, biological process: RNA catabolic process; ribonucleotide metabolic process. The record is from RefSeq and is a predicted model, not a curated record. Lineage: Eukaryota; Metazoa; Mollusca; Bivalvia; Pectinida; Pectinidae.